This is a messenger RNA of Amaranthus tricolor (Joseph's coat), 2223 nucleotides long. Its product is annotated as serine/threonine-protein kinase PEPKR2-like. Bases 611 to 2008 code for a protein of 465 amino acids. The record is from RefSeq and is a predicted model, not a curated record. The transcript is spliced from 5 exons. Gene Ontology annotation, biological process: protein autophosphorylation; intracellular signal transduction; peptidyl-serine phosphorylation. Gene Ontology annotation, cellular component: cytoplasm; nucleus. NCBI's taxonomy places the organism in Eukaryota, Viridiplantae, Streptophyta, Magnoliopsida, Caryophyllales, Amaranthaceae. Gene Ontology annotation, molecular function: calmodulin binding; calcium-dependent protein serine/threonine kinase activity; calcium/calmodulin-dependent protein kinase activity.
GUAUUUGCUGUUCCACGGGUUCCUUGCAGUUCCACAGUCCAACUCUCACUUCACUAUCUCAAUUCUCACCUCAAUUAUUUUACCCAAUCUCAAUUUUCAUUCUUUCCCUCUUUCUUUCGUGUCUGUUUCUACCCUUUUUCUUUAAGUUUCCAUCUUUCAUUUCCUGUCGUUUAUUUUCUCUAUUAGCUUUAUCAAUCACUUCCCUUUCUUCACACUCCUCUAUCAACGAGGUUUUGCGGAACAAGUUUUCCGCUUGCUGAUCCCAAAUGGGUAUAAUAAAGAAAGUUAAGAGGCCAUUCUUUUUUGAAGAAUUUGAUGCAUUGGCUCUGGAUCUGUGUUGGGUACUUGCUUCCUUAUUGAGAGUAAAAAAGUAGGAUUUUGUGCUGAGAUAUUAUCUUUUUUUUUUGGGGAAAGAUUAUGUCUAUCAAGUAUUAAUCAGUAAUUAGUUGUAGGAUUGGUCUAAUUGAAAGAAAAUUAGUGGGUAUUGGAUUUCAUUCUAAUUUGCUAAUUUAGUGUUGUUGCAAGAACAGUAGUAGAAUUGAUGAUUAAUUAGGGUAUUGAUUUUUUUAACAAUGUGGGUUGAUCAAUGUUCUUAGUAUUAAGAGUUUAGAUGAAGUCCUUGAGUAAGAAAAGGAAGGGUGUUGAAGUGCUAUUGAAUGGUGGAAAGUACUCUUCCUCAAUAGCAAUUUAUAGGUCUCAUGUAUCUUUAGAAGAUUAUUCAAGGCUAAGAAAAAGGGGCAAGGAAGACGUAGCUACUGAUGGUGUUAGGCUGUCUGAAAGUAGAGUGAGUGGUGUUGUCACUGCUCCACCUUGCGGUAGCUUAAAUUCUGGCUCACCGACAAGAGGUUUGAAACGAAAGAUAGGUUGUAUAGAUGCAGCUACAAAAACUGGAAGGAAGAAAAAGAUUGAGCAAGAUUACUAUUUGGGUGCUACGAUUGGGAAAGGGAAAUUCGGGUCUGUGAGAAUGUGCUGGAGCAAAACAAGUCGAGAGGUGUUUGCGUGUAAAACUUUGUCGAAGGGGGAGGAACCUGUGCAUCGAGAGGUGGAGAUUAUGCAACAUCUAUCUGGACAUGUGGGCAUUGUCACACUUAAGGCGGUGUAUGAGGAUGCUGCGUCGUUCUAUCUUGUGAUGGAAUUUUGUCCUGGGGGAAGGUUGCUGGACCAAAUGGCAAGAGAAAGGCGGUAUCCUGAGCGACAAGCUGCUAACAUACUAAGGGAACUUGUUAAGGUUAUCAAAUACUGCCAUGAUAUGGGUGUUGUUCAUCGCGAUAUAAAGCCAGAGAAUAUUCUUCUUACAUCCGCUGGGGGAUUGAAGCUUGCAGACUUUGGCCUCGCGGUUAGGAUUGUAAAUGGUCAGAGCCUGUCUGGUGUGGUUGGAACUCCGGCUUAUGUUGCUCCAGAAGUCUUGGCUGGUGAAUAUUCAGAAAAAGUGGAUAUUUGGAGUGCUGGUGUGCUUCUUCAUGCUCUUUUGCUUGGUGUUUUACCCUUUCAAGGAAGCUCUUUGGAAGCUUGUUUCGAGUCCAUCAAGAGUGUGGAUCUUAAUUUUGAUACUGGUGUAUGGGUAUCAGUUUCACAACCUGCUAAGGAUUUAAUUGCUCGUAUGCUAACAAGAGAUGUUUCAACAAGACUGUCAGCUGAUGAAGUACUAAAACACCCAUGGAUUUUGUUACACACUGAUCCACCAUUUACGACACUGGCCUGUAAGCUAACACCGAGCAGAAAUAGAAGAUUGACUUUUACCCGCGAUGCGACUGUACAAAAAUGGAUUGCAUCAGAGAAUAAACAUGACAAAUUACUCGAUUCUGGCACAGCUGACUCAGACAAUAACUCGUGGACAAGUAGUUCAAGCAAGUUUGAAGAAGACAGUGGAUUAGUGGAUGCUCUUGCAGUUGCAGUUUCAUGCAUGAAUAUCACUGAUACAAAGAGAAUCAGGUUAUGCCACCCACCCACUUCUAUUUCACAUGAUUGUUCCUCUAAUAUAAAGGCUAAUCUCUGUACAGCUUUCUGAUCUUUCUUAAGUGUAACCUAACGUUUGAUUAAGGUAAUAUGACCCCCGUAGAGCUUUAAUAUGAACUUAGGAUAACUAUUAGGACAUAAUCUUUAUUGCUAUUGUACUCGGAAAAUUGGAUGUCGACCAUCUCUAUGUGUUAUGUGAAUAUUUUCGUGAAGUAUUGUAAUUGAUGGGAUGUGAUAUAUAAUAUACUAUUAUUUGCGUUCGCAUCA